AUGCCCGACCAAACACGACGUCCAGCAAACCAUGGCUCCGCGUUACAAAGUCUACCAAUUCUGUUGCGCAACCUUCGAGCUGAACAAGACGCUGGUCGUGUGCUCCUGCUGGAUGCUGAUAUUUUGGAAAUCUGGCCGCACAUUCAGAUCAGCCCGUUUGGUGUCGUCGCCAAAUCCGGAAAGGACCCAAGUGUGCACGGCAGAACGAUCCAUGACUUAUCAUUUCCACCAGGCCUGUCCGUCAAUGACCACACAGACCGAACCGCACUUCCCAAACCAGCCUACGAGUCAUGUGCAGCAAUUGUGCAUGAAAUUUUACGCCAUCGCCGUCUCGAGAGCCAUCCUCCCAAAAUUCUGACCGGGGAUGUGGCAUCCGCGUUUCGUCACGUUGGAAUUCACAGCAAGUCCGUAUACCUUUUUGCCGGCAUGAUCCCUGAGCUGAACUUGCUUAUUAUCGACCUCUGUUGUCCGUUCGGUUGGACCGGUUCGCCAAGUUGCUACGAAACUUUCGGUGGAUCCAUCACCCAUCUACACCGGACUACCUCAAUCACUACGGGCAACACCAAUUUUGGCUACCACUGGGUCGACGACCACGUAUGCGUGGCCGUAGACAACGAGAUGAAUUGCUUGGAGAUUGAGCAUGCGUUGCGACUGGCUAUGAUCAACAUAUUGGGCGCUGAAUCUAUCAACGAAGCCAAGUUCUCAGGGUGGCACCACCGAUUAAAAGUGCUUGGCCUCAUUUUCGAUGCAUCGACCUCUACUGUCUCAAUCCCCCCGGAGAAAUCGGAAAUUCACGAAAUCUUGUCUCGAACACUUACCACAAGUCAUCUGAAUCGAUAUCAGAAUUCCGUUCGUUGCUGGGCUCUCUUCGGCAUAUUUCAACUUGUCUAUGCCCCGCUAGGCCUUUCCUGCAGCGGCUUCGCCAACCUGAAAGAAAGCUGCUGCGGUAUACAAAAGUUCACGUGA
Messenger RNA from Phytophthora sojae, 966 nucleotides. RefSeq lists its product as hypothetical. The record is from RefSeq and is a predicted model, not a curated record. Bases 1 to 966 code for a protein of 321 amino acids. The transcript has a single exon. Lineage: Eukaryota; Oomycota; Peronosporomycetes; Peronosporales; Peronosporaceae.